CUCUGAGCCUGGAAUGAUGCAAUAUACCAGGAAUUUAGGCUUCUGCCAGCUAACAGCUAUGCAGAGUCACUGGAACUCAGGCUCUCUAGAUAACACCUGCCAAUACUUACACCCAAACCAGCUCUGGAACGCCUGAGUGAGGACCCAAGGUGAAAUGCUGAACUCUCUAUAGUGGGGUUCCACUCUUGCACAUAUAUAAAAGAGUGUCAUCUCCUUUUCUUCGACGACCUUGGGUAUAAGUAUUGACCUGUGUCGCUCAAGAUAUUCACCUCCGUUGAUUCCUUAUCAAAAUCUAGGUCCGAUAAGAUGCUCUCCAAUUUCAAAUCCGACGAGUUUGUGGGAAUCCAUUGGAAGUUUGGGGAUCGUCUGACUCAGCUCAAGGUGAAUCCUUCAAGGGAUGAUUUAGAUGCCACCAUUGGUGAUAUCCAUAUCAAAUCUGAAUUUGACCAGUUCUUUGACUUCAAUGAGUACGCUUUUGUUGAUGAGAGGACCUCUUUCUUAGGUGAGAGCUUUACAGAUGACGUUGAAACGCUUCUGUACACCUUGGGGAGUGACGAUAUUGUCGUUAAGAAUGAAGAUGCAGUGGUUGAUGAUGCUAUUUCGACUAGUGGCUCUGAUUAUACUGAAACUGAGAAUGUGAAUUCUGUGGAUGAUACUGUGUCUGGGUGUCUAAGAAUGUUGGACACCGAUGUGAGGGUAGUCCCUAAUGAGUAUACACGGAUUUGUCUUUCUCCACUGACCGAUGAACGUUGUGCAAAGAUUGUCGACUCUGUGAGAAACGAUUCCAAGAAACCUUUCCGUCCGACUGAUGAACAGGUUAUGGGGAUACUCAACCUCUUCAGACAGAAGAACGUUAUGAUGAAACUGAAAGCGAUUUGUUCCGGGUUGAAGGAGGUCAAGAAUGGAUCAAUAAAUAAGUUGAGAAAGGUGGUGGUGCUGGACAACUAUAAUGGUUCUGUAACACUCGUUGUUGGUACUUCUAAUGGCUACGACUCGCCCGAAGCAUGUGCUCCUGAGUGGAUGCAACCAUUGAUCAAUUUCAAGCAGUUUCGGUCCUCUAAAAUGGACCUCAAGGGUACUACCUUUGUCAAGAGCAAACCUAGAAAGGCAGAUAAAAGAGGCACAGCUCCAAGACCAAUGAAUUCUUUCCUUCUCUACAGAGUCCCACUACAAAAGGCUCUCCAACUGUUGAAAAUCGCAGAGCUCAUCCCAGAUCCAAGCACAUUCAUAGAAACAGAAGACGACCUUGAGAACUACUUCGUCGGAAAGAUGAGAGAGUACCAAGAUUUGGAAAAUUCUGUCAAGUCCCAGGUACUGAACGGCAACCAUUUCCUCUUCAUUGCCCCGUAUAUGUGGAAGACUGAGGAUAAGAAUGUUCGGAACAACUUCAAGAUGGCCUCCAUAACAGAGGAUAACCAUCACAAGAAAGCGUGGAAAGAUUACAAGUUCAAGAGAGAUCCUCCAAAGAGGUUUCAAAGACGGAGCUUCUGAAUCGUGUGGCUCUUAUACACACAGCACAUGACCACGCUCAAUGCUAUCCACCGUGAAUGGCAUCUCUCAACUUCCAUGAGUCGUAAUACCAAAAGGCAACACACAGGAAGGCAUAAUGGAUGACAG
Williopsis jadinii is the source of this 1617-nucleotide messenger RNA. RefSeq lists its product as uncharacterized. Bases 307 to 1491 code for a protein of 394 amino acids. The record is from RefSeq and is a predicted model, not a curated record. The transcript has a single exon. Lineage: Eukaryota; Fungi; Ascomycota; Saccharomycetes; Phaffomycetales; Wickerhamomycetaceae.